This is a messenger RNA of Prosopis cineraria, 1287 nucleotides long. RefSeq names its product elongator complex protein 6. Gene Ontology annotation, cellular component: elongator holoenzyme complex. Gene Ontology annotation, biological process: tRNA wobble uridine modification. The record is from RefSeq and is a predicted model, not a curated record. The transcript is spliced from 5 exons. NCBI's taxonomy places the organism in Eukaryota, Viridiplantae, Streptophyta, Magnoliopsida, Fabales, Fabaceae. Bases 139 to 915 code for a protein of 258 amino acids.
AAAAAAUAGUGUGUUUUUUUCCCCCAACAACCAACCAACAGAAGCAGAGCCACCUCCUCUUAGGCCCUGUGGUUCCAGUUCGCCCGCACUCUGUUCGUCGAGGGUCGAACUGUGAAUUUCGAGUGACACUGCCAGUAGAUGGAGCCUCGUACUUCGAACCUGCUGGACGAGGCCAUAGGGUUUCACGGCCACGACAAACCUGACCCUCUGAGUGGUCGAUUCGUGCUUGUUGAAGACUGCAUAGAGACCUCUGGAGCUUUCGUUCUUCACCACCUCCUCAAGCGCUUCCUCUCUUCUCAUCCUGCUUCUGUCGUUAUCUUCCUUGCCUUCAAUCAUCCAUUUGCUCAUUACGACCGCAUCCUUAGAAAACUUGGUUGCAACUUAGCUUCUCAGAGAGAUAAUAGUAGAUUCUUUUUUGUUGACAUGCUUAUGUUGCAGUGUCCAGAUGAAGGAAAGCUCGCUAAAAAUUGGCUUGCUGCUUUGUUUGAGAAAAUUGAAGGAGUGAUCCACACAUUACACCCAGACAGCAAGAAUUUUGUUUCCAUCAUGAUAGAUGAUGUAUCCCUUCUUGAAGUGGCUGCUGAUGGCUCUUCAAAUGAUGUUUUAGACUUUCUGCAUUAUUGCUUGACUUUAACAUCAGAAUAUGAUUCUACAUUUGUUGCGCUUGAUCAUAAGGAUAUCUAUUUGAAUGGGGAGAGGCCGAUACUUAUUUUAGAAAUGGAGUACCUUGCAGACAUUUUGAUCAAGGUUGAACCAUUAGCCACAGGUUUGGCAAAAGAUGUGCAUGGGCAGUUGACAGUGAUGAACAAGGGCGCGCAAAAUCCUCGAACAAUCCCAUCAAUUAAGAUACGCAAUUUCCACUUCAGGAUCAAGGAAAAUGGUACAGAGUACUUUUAUGCUGGGACCAAAACCUAAUCAUCAUUAAAAUGCACGUGCGCAGCUGUUUACUUGUGAAAUUAGUAAAAAACUAAUGUAUUGUCUGCAUUGAGUUUCUUCCUUGUCCGGAAGUUGAGUUUUUAUAUACUUUAAGCGAUGAAAACUUUUUAUAUGCUUUUCCUUGAAUAUCCCAUUUUAUCAAACUCGUAUCUUUAGCAGGUAAUUGCAUCCAGAGUUCCAGCCUAGGUUAAAGAUAUAUUUGUGGAUUUUCUUGCUAAUUUGGUACAGCUGUACUUGUUCUGAGCUUGCAUUUUGGGUGGCUAGUGGUGUUCUUGUGCAUGCUCAAUCAUAUAAGCUUUUGUGGUUCCUUUGAUUGGGUAUUUAAUGGUUUACAUUGCGUUAUUAGUGAUA